Messenger RNA from Ruditapes philippinarum (Manila clam), 947 nucleotides. RefSeq lists its product as uncharacterized. The transcript is spliced from 2 exons. The record is from RefSeq and is a predicted model, not a curated record. Bases 202 to 624 code for a protein of 140 amino acids. NCBI's taxonomy places the organism in Eukaryota, Metazoa, Mollusca, Bivalvia, Venerida, Veneridae.
GUAUAGAAGUUGAUAUUCCUCAUAAAUAUGUUUAAAUCAGGUAAACUUUGAACCUCUUUAGAUAGUUUAAUGAUAUCGCUGUACUUUGUUACAUUUCUUUAUAUGAAGUUAUAACAUUGUGCAAAUAGGAAAGACUAAACAGAUUCUCAGAUUAUAAUUAUAUUCUUUGAAACAGUUUUAUUAAAGAUUAAAGUUUCUAUAAUGGCUUUACAACUUUAUCCGUCAGAAAUAUUUUAUUCACAAGAAAGCAUUAGCUGUCAUUUCUCCGGCGGAAAUCUAAUUGGCGAGACUCUUGACGAAUUAUGUGAGGGAAGGCUCAAUGUAUCAGACAUUGAUCCAAUUUCUGUAACCAAAGUAAAUGGUCGGUGGAUCACACAGAAUAACAGAAGAUUAUGGGUAUUUCGUCACCUCGAAAGGCUUGGCAAAUGUAAAAGAAUUCCAGUAAACAGUAUGGUAUCUAUGCCCCAGUAUCACAUGACCAUUAAAUGCGGAGGACGUAAUGUAGAUGUGAGAGGUGACCCUGGUGGCCGAUGGCAUUCACAGAGUUCAUCUUCGUUUCUCUGGACGGCUGCAAAGGUUAUUGGCAUCGGGGCAAUUGUUUUGUUGACACUUGGGAAGCGCUAAAAGGACAGUUUGUUGAAUGGGCUGAAAUGAUUCAUAACGUUUUCAAUUGUUUCAUUUGUGAAAGUUAUUUUUUUAACACUAACCGAGAAAGAAAACGCUUAUUGUAAUUAGAACGGCCUCUUGCUAAAACGAUUUGUUUGUGAUUUGUCUUAAACUAAUUCGUGUGCUUUUUAACGGCACGUUCUCUUAAUAACUUAUAACUUAAGAUAUUAGCACCCUAAUGCAUUACCUCCGCUUUGAAGAGUAUUCAAAUAGGCUAGAAUUACUGUUAGCUACAUUGAAAAUGAGGGCCAUGGGUUCAAUCCCCAGGAGGGUCAACUUUU